AAGUGGUGGUGCGGAGCCUGCAGGUAAAAUCCUACUGCUCUCUCUACGUGUGUUCAGAGUUAGAUCUGAGAAGUCCAGCAUGAAGAACUAUAUACUCAACAGUUGACAUCCCUUUAGAGAAGGAAUGUCUCCAGAGUGUCUUCUGCCUAUUGCGUUUCUAACGUGUGAAGCCGCUCAUGAAAAACUGUUGCUGAAAGGACCGGCCACAGUGAACAUUUUGCUUUUCCCAAUUACCCAAGCGCGCCACUGUCCGUCUGCGUUUGGCUGUUAAUUCUGAACAGCAACCCCAGAAAAGUGCCAGUGCUCCGCAGAAGGGAACGCCGAAACUCGUCAAGGCGGGAGGAGAAGAUGAGAACCAGGUUCCAUCCCAGCCUCGGGCCAUACAGAGCUCGAGUCCCGCCUCCACUGCCCAGAGGCUGCCGGAGUCAGUAUUCUCCGUUGCCAUAGAGCCCGGGGAAGUUUCCCUUCCUAGUCCCCGCGCUUUGAGCCUAUCCUUGUGGAAUUCAAUUGCAUCAUCGCCUCCGACGCGCUCAGUUGCUAAGACAACUCCGGACACUUGGGAAGAAUGUUCCACCCACUUUCAAUCUCCCUUCCCAAGCUUCCAGCGGCCCGCGCGCAAGGCGACAGAAGAGAACGCGUUGCAAGAGCUUGGGAGAGUGUCGUCCUUUCCAGGGGUUCAUUUGGGCGGGAGCUGGGAAAAUGGAGACCUCCCCCCGCGCGCCUGAGCUGCGACCUCUAGGCAGAGGCUGGUGGACAAUACCGUACUUUCAUGCAGUGUUAUUGCUUGCAGCUUAGACAAACAUACACACACUUUAAAAAAAAAAUCCGUUUAAACAUGCACGUGAGAUUGCAAAAAGGUUGUCCCAUCCUUCACCCUCGCUCGCUUGGCUUGCAGGUACCUAAACCUCCCUCACGCUGCUUUCAAUUAACCCGAAGUAGAGACGAGUGUAAAGUAACGGCGUGUGUGUUGGCGUCUCCUGUAUCUUUUAACAGCUGCCGAGCGCGUAGAAAUCUAGCAGGCAAAGCGUUUCUUAUUACGGAUGUGUAGCGACAGGAAAAGCUUCACCUGUUAGAUUUCUGUUGCGCAGCUACUAAAGGCACAGGAAUGGGAGGGGGACGGAGAUAAUUCCAGCUGCUGUCGGCGUCCCUUGACUCACGGCAUGCGCUGUAUGUUCGCCCUGUCCUCGCCUUGCGUCUGGCCUGUCUCUCUUCCCCACCUCGACAACUCGAAACUCCAGUAGGUGGCGGCGAGCCCCUCAAGGAAGAUAGCGGAAGGCUGCAAGGUUUUUUGGAAGCCGUCUUUUCCCCUUUGCCCAAGCCGCAUUACCUCAUGCUAAAGAACUCCCUGUCUGAAGGGCUGGGCUAAAUAUAGGGACUGGAACGGGGACCGGGAGUGGGAGAGAGUUUAAGACGGUGCAAGCAGGAAAGGGAGAGAAAGGCACACACGCACGUUUGAACCCGGAGACUGCUCCUUCCCCUGUCGCUGCUAAGCAGGAUGUGCCGCUUUCCCUCCCCCGGCGGCUUCUCUGACCCCGCUGUGUGUAUCUGUGCCUCCCUCCGCAGAUCCCAGCCCAGCGCCCUGAGCGCAGCAUGCCCGCUCCGCUGCUCGCCCUUCUGCUUCUGCGCGCCCUUCUGACUCGGCUGCUGCUCCUGGCUCGCAAGCGCCUCCUGCCGCUGCUUCGGCGCCUGGGGGCCCACCUGACUUCCCGGCAGUCCCGCGAGGCGGUUCUCACCUGCCUGCUCUGCGUCCUCAACCUGCGCAAGAAGGUGGACGACGACUGAGGCGAGCUUUUGAGUGACACCAAAGAAGAGGGCAGACCUCAACUUUGAGGUAGGUAGCAGCUCUGCCGCUGCCACCACCACCACCAGCAGCACCUGUCAUCGCUCAUGCUGAGACUUUCGCAGUGGAGCACCCCAAAGAGCGAGGAGAAAUCAAGGUUACCCUGAGCUGAGCUGAGCUGCAGCCAGUUUUUCUCCAGCAGAAAGGACAUUUUCAGCUUCUGGGUGAGCGUGUGGAAAGGAGCUGCACUCUGCCUGCCAAAGGAGAGGGAGAGCAAUCAGGGAGCAAUCAGCAACUGUAACCCUUCCAAAGCGAAGAUUUAAUUUAUGAUCUCAUUUCUCAAGAUCCACCCCCAGACAAAAUCCUUCCAGCUUCAAGCCUCUCAGAAUGUUUUUCUCCUCUUUCCUUUGAAGCCAGGUCCACGCUCCCACCCACAAUUCCGCUCUCACAGUCUUGUUUUCUGAUGGUAACUUAUGGAUGACAAGCAAAGCUCCACCACCAUUUUUGCUGCCCAGAGGCCUGGAAUGGUGGUAGCAGCGUGAUUUCUCCUGCCUGGAUACCAAAGAAGUCUGGAAGUCCUCUUCCUUGAGACAUUUUGAAGCAAGCUUCUGAGAGAGUUCCCAGGUGCAGCAUCUUGAGAAGAGGGACAGGGCAGGAGCCAGUGGGUCAAAUUCUCCAUCUCUGGGACUCUUUGCAUGUUGCAGAAGAGAUGGAAUAUCAUCACUUUUGACUUUGCCAUGCGUUUCGUAGACUGCUGCUAGAGUUCAAGAUUUGUGGCUCACUGUCUCCCAGUCUCCUGUGGUGCCUGCAAGGCCAAUGUGAGGGGGGAAAUGUCUGGCAGCAGAGCAAGGAAGGUCCAGCCAUUCACUAUUACCACCAAGCUUUCCCUACCAAAGUACUCCCUGGACUUUCCAGGAGACAGCUGUCCCAGCAUCCCUAUAGCUGCUCUGGAUAAUCAUGUUUUGCACCAAAACCUCAAUGAGCGUGUUUCUCUGUAUCUGGCUCAGGCUCCUUCUGUACCCACUGGUGGUAGGUUUGGCUGCACCAGCCCAGUUGAAGAAGUAGUCAUCAAUGAAGAUCGCAUCAACCGCAACUCGCUGUCCCGCUCCAUCAAGAAGAUCACCCUUUCCAACUGGCAUGGGGAACCUAGUCCAGAUGAGGAAGCAAUGCUUAAAGGCCCUGCCCACACCAGUUGUGAGAGGAACUGCAACAACAACAACUGCAGAACAGGAAAAGCACAAUUCAAGGUCUUCCUCAGAAAAGAGGUGGGAAUAGAGGAAGAAAAGCAAGAGGCCAGGAAGCAUCAGGCUAGUGGUCAUUCUUCAGUGGCCAGAGUUGCUCCUCUCCACAUGAUUUCAGGCUGUGCUGUUGCAGCUCCCUGGAAGGAGAAUACACAGGCAGGCGAAGUGGGGCUGAAACCUUGCUCCCAGAGAAGCACAGGGCUGACAGACCUUUGCAAAUGGAAUCCUCAAGUAGCUCAGUUCAACUGUGACAUGAUGCAGGCUGAGAAAUGGGUGUGUGCAAAACUCCGAGGGCUGAAGGAUGGUUGCAGUAUUCAGGAAUGGGAGAGGGUGGCUCAAACCUUACAAAGAGACAUGAAGGACUUUGAGAACACAAUGAUCAAACUGAACCAGAUGGGUGAGCAACUUACAGCCCAGCCAAACCCCAGUGCAGAGAUAGUGAGGCGACUACAAACCCUGAGAGAACAGUGGCAACUACUGAAGCAGACGGCAGCAAAUCAGAGCAAAGCAGUGGGUGGACUCAGAAACCUACAAGAAUUCAACCAGAAAGCUGAGCAACUAGAAGCUUGGAUCAGGCAGAAGGAAGAGAAACCUUUGCUAACUGCUCUGCUGCAAGAGAAUGCAGACAAGAUUCAGCUUACUCGGCGCAUCCUUGACUUGAAACAGGAGGAGGAACAGUUCCAGGCCCUGCACGAGCAAAUGAACAGCCUGGCUCACAAACUUGAGAAACAGGAGAAGAGUGAGAGCAGAAGCAUCAUGGCUCGGCGCAAGCACCUCAAUAAAAUGUGGCUGCGGCUCCAAGGAACACUGAAGGAACAUCAUGAGACCCUGCAUCUGGCUCUGGAAGCAGCUGCCUUUCUCCAGCAAGCAGAUGUGGUCCUUAGGGCCAUUCACACAAAGCAGAGGAAUUUGUGUGGAGUGGGAAAAUGGAAGGAACCUGAAACCAGCCCAGAUCUGGCUGUCAGAGAUAUUGCUGGCCAGGUCAUGAUGCUGGAUGUGACGGUGUCCCAGCUCAUAAGCCUCCAUCCCAGCCUGAUGGCACAAGUCUCUCUCAAGCACCAAGAUGUCAAGGAGAGUUGGGCCCAGCUCCAACAGCUAUUGAGGAGUGAGAAGCCCCCACUUUUGGCUUUGACAAGGAAAUCAAUUGAUUCCCCAAGUUCUAAGCAAGUGAGGACCACUAUGUCAAACAGUGCAGUGAGAGAGGCUGGAGAAAAAACUGUAUGGGAGGUACAAAAAGACAUUCAAGGAAGCCAGGAGAGCAAUUCAGACUCACCAGGCAAGGAGGUCAUUGCCAGUGACAGCAGGAGGAGGAGGAGGAAGCUUCUCUGGCACUCAAAUGCUUUGAAAGACCUGCCCCAGCAGGAGGCACACCUUCAGGACUUCUGCCAGGUUGCUGAUGGGGAACUGCACAAGCGGAGUCCACAAGUGGAAGAUGCCCUUGAGGAGCUGGAAGAUCUGUGGGAGGAACUGAGAAGAAAGCAUCAAGCGAAUGGUGUGGCUCUGAGGGAGAUUGAUACAGCUCUGCGGCUGGUUGGGGAGCUGGAAGAGGCUGAGUGCUGGCUAGGAACUGUGAUAGGCUUGCUGUCUGAACCAGCAGCAACAAAGAACCUUGAUGACCUCCAUGGUGACCUGGAGAAAAUUGGCACCCUGGAGAAUCAGGUUGGGGCAUGGAGUGUUAAACUUCGAGCCCUGCAGAAGGAAAUGCAGAUGGAGUCCUCCUCGGAACACACAGCAGCUGCAAUGAUUCAGAGAAAGAUGGAAAGCGUAAAGAAAAAGUUGGCCUGUGUGCAGGAGGCCCUCCAACGCCGAGCAUCAGACUUGAAAGAUUCUGUGAUUUUAACUGAGUUCUUGCAGAAUGUGCGGCUAGAAGAGAUGCUAAGUCAGAGGAACCAAAUACAGGUAGUGCCUAACCAGCUAGGCUCCCAAGAGCCUUUGCACCUCCUCAUAACCCAGAGUUCUCAACAGCUGAGCAGUGAGGACAUGAGCAGGUCACUGGAGGAACUGCAAGAAGCAGUGGAGAUGCUGAACAACAUGGUGAAGGAACGGGAGCAGGCCAUGGAGGCAGUGGCCAAGAUGGAGACCCUGAAGUGCUUUGUACAAGCCUUGACAAGCGGAGAAGAAACUAGGCUGGCCUGGGUCACCUCACAGAUGGAGACUAUAAGGGACAGAGCAGAAACGCUGGCUCAGGACAUCAUCCAGGCAGAGAGAAGCUUUGCCGCGGUGAAGAGUGAGGUAGAUCUGCUGGAGCUGCAGGGCCUGGUGAAAAGGCAGAAAGAGAUAGAGAGCGAUAUGUCUGCCCUGGAAGGGGACAUGGAAGAGCUGGAGAGAGCCUUCAGUCAGCUGCAGGAGUGUUAUUUGGAACAAAUAUCUAAAGAGUCCAGAAGGAUCAGUGAAAUAUUGGAGGCUUGGAAGGAUCUACAAAAGUUGGUGUUGGGAAAUGCAGUCCGUGAACAGCAAGCUGCUCAUUUGCGGCAAUUUUUUCGAGCUUAUUUGGCCAUUAUCUCCUGGACAGAGGAUACCCGGGCACAGAUUUUCUCUGAGAGUCUGAGUGCCUGUGGUCUGUCAGAAGCUCAGUGGGAAGAGCUGGAGAAUAAUAUGGAGACUAAGUUCAAGGAAUUUGAAGAUCUGGCAGCAGCAGGAUGGAAGCUGGUGGCUGAGGAGCACUUCUUGAGUGAGACGAUAAAGGAGCGAAUGGAAGAGCUGCAAAGUAUGCUGGGAUGGGUGAUGGUGCGCUGGAGAGCGCAGAGUUCCCAGGCAGAUUCUGGGAACAAGAAUGAUGGCAAGAAGACUCAAGAUGGCAUCCUGAACAUGCUCGAGAACUGCCAGAUUAAAGUAGCUCAUGAAGCAGGAGUGAGUAAAGCAAGCGAUAUCCUAAAUUCCAGUGUUUCCGAAGGGCCUCCACUCACCCUAGGCUCCCUCCAAAAUGGUUCAGCAACACAGCAAGAGAGUGAAUCAGUCUCCACUGCAGUCUUGUCUACCCUGGAUGUUCUUCCAGUGCACAAAGAAAGUGUGGAAGAAUCCUUGGACAUCCCCAAGGAGAGUCUGAUCCUAGAACCUUCAGAGACCCCAGUGCUGCUGGUGCCACAGCCAGGCCCUGGCAGCCUGGGUGGCACUGUGAACUUGAUCUUGAGCAUUGGGAAGAAAGUGAGGAGGGAGGGCACAGGCAGCCAGGUUGAAGGAGCACCAUCGAUGGGACAGGAGACCUUGCACAAGGUGAGCACCUAUUUGCAUGUGAAGGAGAAAGAUGUAGAGAGAGAUGGAAGCAUAGCCUGUGGAAGCUCAACCAUGCCACAACCUGCUAAGCAAAUGCCUCCUAGAGCUCAUUCUUCCCCACUUCCCAGUACAGGGUGGGGCACCACAUCCUUCUAUACCUUGCCUAAAAUCAGCUCCAGCUUCUUUUUGCGGAGCCUGAAAAGAAAAGACAGAGCAGAGGCAGGAGAUGCCCAGCUGCUCACUUUGCAAGGGAUCAUGGGAACAGAACCAAGUGAUCUGCAAGCUGUGCAAGGGGAGAGGUACAGAACCAGUAGCACCUGGCCCCCUAAGUGUAACAGGAGGGCACAAGCUUUGCGGACACUAUGUCCACCACCACACAGAGAGCUAACAGACUAUAUGAAGAACCCAUUGGCAUGGGCUAUUGAUGCUGAAUGUGACUCGGUUGGGGAAGUAUCUGGAUGUCACUUGUUCCUGAGACAGAGCAGAAAUCUCAACAGCCCCCAGUCACUCACAGAGAGGAUGGACAACACAUGCCAGCGUCUUUCUCUAGGUUCUGUCCUGAGCCUGGAGCUCCCCAAGGACCCCACUGUCCUUAGGAAUAUCCAUGAUGCCAUAAGGGUAGCAAAGGAGGGACAAGCAGGAAGGAAGGGAGUACACCAAGCCUGCCAUAUGGCUCAAGGGAGCACAGUUGGGGCAAAAGUGCAGGAGAAUGGUAGCAGCAUGCAAAAGAGGGCAGUAGGAGAGCAGCCAGCAAUACACCGAAGGCCCAUCAGGCCUGGGGAAGCCCAGGGCAAAAAGGAAGGCACGUGGUUUGAAGAGGUGAGCAUCAACCCAAGCUAUAGCAGGCAGAAGGCUUAUUAUGUUGCUCCUUGUGGAGAAGAGAGGCAGAGUCCCAAGAGCCAGAGUGGUUCCAGUGACGAUUUCCUGGAUUUCAAGCAGAACUGCCUGUCCUUUAUUAGUGUACUGCAUGGGCAGAAAGGCUGGGAGUGGGAAAGACCAGCUGCUUCAUUGGGAACCACUGGCAGCUGCAGUGAGGUGCAGGUAAAGAGUCCAGCUGAUCACAAAGUCAGAGAAGCAUCUGGGGUGAAGCUGAAGCCUUCCUCUGCUAAGCACAUGAGCAACUCUGAUGCAGCUUCCAACACAACCCAAGUUAAGAACCCUGCAGUGAAUGAGGCAGCAGAGAAGGAAAGUGCCCAGUGCUGUGAAGAAAACUUUGCAAGAAUCCCUCCCUCAUUACUCCACCUGGGUUUCAAAUCUCCUACCAAACUAUCUGUGUUUGAAGGUGAAUUAGGCCAUCAGGAAGGCACCCUGACAUCCUCAGGAUUAGGUCCUCUUGUCCUGGCUCCUGGAGGAAAGAUGACUGAAGGAUCAAAGUUGCCAGAGGCUUGUCACCCUGCCCAUGAGUUGUUUGAAGAAGAGGAGGAGGAGCUGCAGGCCAUAUGGAGCAAUGUGGAGAAGCAGAAGAGAAGCUCAGGAAUCCACGGCAGCCCUGCUGGAAAGGUGGACAAGAUGCAAAGUCUGGACAGCUCUGGUGGAAAAUUCCUUUUGACAUCAGCAGAUAACUUGCUGGUGGCUAAGUUCAAGCUUCCCAUCUCUGCCCAACUGCUUCAGAGGUCAGAAGGAGAAAGAGGGACCAGCGGUGGACUUGACAAAAAGAGCAGUCCAAGUUGGUGCCAGGCACCCAUACCUUCUAGCCAGGAGCCAUCAGAAGGGGGAGAGGCUACAGCCCUGGGGUCACUACAGGGUACCUGCCCAAUGGCCCAGCAGAAGCUCCAAGAGGAGGGCAGAUGUGUUGGCAAGUAUCUUCCCAGUAAGCUGGAGCUUCAGAUGAUGGAAGGAUCUUUGGAAAGGAAGCAUCUGUUGCAGGCAGGAGGCAAAAAGGCAAACUGUCGUUCUUGGAACACGUUCCAUACAGUGCUGAUGAGACAAACUUUGUGUUUCUACCAGGACAAGAAAGAUACUCUCAAGAGUUCUGUAGUGGCCCUGCCACUGAACCUGUGUGGAGCCAUUUGCACCCUGGAAACAGAGUACACCAAAAAGAACAACUGUUUCACAUUACAGUUGAAGGAUGGCUCCAAGUACCUCCUUAGAGCUCCGACUGAGCCACUCAUGAAAGAGUGGAUUACCAAACUGCAGCAGAACUCAGGCUUACCUGAAGUGGAUUAUUUCCAGUCAGCUUCCCAGACUGCCCAAGGGACGAUGUCUGCUGUUAGCGUGAUUCCUAACCAUGGAGUUUCCCACUUCCUGGGCCUUCAUCAGCCUCUCACAGCCAAGAGCCAAGAGGCUGUGCUUCCACCCAGGUCAAGUGUCAGACUGCAGUUGCCGCAUGAUACUCAGGAUGACCCACUGGAUUCAUCAGCAUCACAGACAGAAAACAACCAUAAAUCUGCUGCCAGUUAUACCACCGAGCACAGUCUGAGGCAGUGCUCACCUACUGAGUUUGCAAGGCCGCAGGAUCCUUACAUUUUUCCAGAAGAGGACUGUGGGCUAGUGACAAACAAGCGGCGGUCAUAUUCCUUUACCUCAGCCACAUACCAGAAGAUCACACCUUUGUCAGUGUCCAAAGAACCUUUGGGGCUUGGCAGCAGCUACUCAGUUACUCUGUACAUUGGAGAGCAGGCACCUGCCGCCCCAAGGCCUCGCUGCCAUUCCUUCAUUGCCUCCUCUAGUGGGGCCCGAGAGACCUUGAGUGAGAGAACUCAAGGCUCCUCACCUCGCCAGAAGAAUAAAUCUGUCUUCAGAAAGUUCUUUGGGAAGAAAGACUGAGAUACUAGCUCAUUCUCCUCAACCAAGAAAUGAGGGGUGUGGCUGGAUACAGGCGCUUGAACCUUCCUUUGAUUGGGCCUGAUUGCAGUUGGGGGGCACUGGUCUGUUGUACCAUCUCUUAAUGUUUGCUCUCUUCCCACGAGGGUGGGAGGGAUAGGCUCUGCUCAGUGAAACAAUCUCCUAGGCCCCAACUCUGAUAGGGCAGCCAUGAUAGGGAAUAGCAGCUGACAGGGUCAAAGGUCUUUAGGAAGGGGGGGGGAACCUGCACCUCAAUUCAUAUUGUUGCAAAGUGAUGUAUUCCAACCACCUUGGGCUUUUUCUUCUGCUAGCACAGAGCACAGCCUUUGUUAGCCUGUAUGUCAAACACAGGAAAUCAGGUUAUACAUUCCUAGGCACAUAUGUUAUAAUACUGUAUUUGUAUUUAAAUAAAUGUUUGCAUGCUUCAUGAUGGGAUCAAAAACGAAGCUUUAAAAAUGGCAUAUAGGGUUGCCAUUUUUUAAAAUUUGAUCUUGCUGUUGUGCCUUUGCAGUUAUUAGCAGGUGAUAAUGCUUAAUCUCCUGAUUUCUGCAGGUCAAGCUGCUGUAAAACAAACACACAGGCCAGGGCAGAUUUUUUUUUCUGGACAAUUGGCAAACAGAAGUCUAGAGUUUACAGCAGAGCAGUGGAAUUAUUUCUUGGGGGAAUCUGUACAUUGCUAAUUUAGAAUGGACAUGUACCUGAACCAAGCUCUGGUUAAGACUUGUGAAGGCUUUGAGAAAUAAUAAUUUAUGGGGACCCCAAAAAGAACAAUUUAUGUACCUACCUUUUUAUUGUUCAGAAAUACAGAAUGAAUUCUCCA
Molecule: messenger RNA, 9838 nt
Organism: Rhineura floridana
Lineage: Eukaryota; Metazoa; Chordata; Lepidosauria; Squamata; Rhineuridae
Product: spectrin beta chain, non-erythrocytic 1-like
Exons: 31
Coding region: 2611-9000 (2129 amino acids)
Biological process (GO): actin cytoskeleton organization
Cellular component (GO): cell junction; cell projection; plasma membrane
Molecular function (GO): phospholipid binding; actin filament binding
Source: RefSeq, a predicted model, not a curated record